CCUCGAGCUGGAUCAUCUUCAUCCACUAAACUCGACUCGCCUUUCGUCUUCCGAUCCGCCAUUGUUUUCUUUCUGCAUUAAGUUAUUGAACACACAUUCGUUUUCUAGCCACGGUCGCCAUUGACCCGGACUGUUGCGCUGGACGUGACGUGUUUUGUAGUUGCUUGGUUCUCACCCCCGGAUUCCUUCUCGUGACGGCCGCGUUGCAGUCCGUCUACACCAUCAGGCUACCGUGAGUUUGUCUGAUUUAUUCACAGCAUUUCUCGACGGCCUCAGCCUACUUCUUUUUCUCCUUUGUCCCUUCACCACCCACACUGAUUUCACGUUCUCUUACCUGUCACUCCGAAACAACUUGUCUCCUGCGUGCAGCCACAACAGGCCCGGUCUACCUUCAAAACGAAACAACUACCCCAACCGAACACCUGCACGAGGUUGCCGAACAUCCCUUCAGUUCACAGCACUAGCUUUCCGAUCCGGUAGCCAUGUGGAAGCGGCUUCCUUUGCGCGACAAGGGCACCAAGGGCCGGCCAAAUCUUCAAAUUGGCUCGCCCACGCUCCUCGAAUCGACGUACGACGAAGCUCAGCUUGAUCGGGCGCAGAAUCUCUCACCGACCGAAGAACCUGCGCUCUCUCCGGGCGAUGCCUACUACAACGCUGACAUACGCCCGUCACGCGCUCGCCAGGACGUCGAAAACCAGCUGAAGGUGCCGGCAAUGGAUGUCGGAAAGAGAAGGUCUGAGGAUCCGACAUUGUAUCGGCCCUCUGUUGCUGCCUCGUCGGUGUAUUCGCAACCAGAGGAACGCGUCUCCCCUCCCGCUUCGCCUUACAGGCGCCCAGUUCACGACGAUGGCCAAGUCUCGCCCAUUGAAGAACACUCGCCCUCGGGUUUGGAGACUUCCAGGCCGAGCAGGAGUCAGAUUCCUGUCCCGCGAAAGGCCACUCCACGCAUGAAAGAAUGGACUCAAAACGUCGGCAAGGGUGCGCCCAUGAUGUGGGACGACUACUCCGGAGAGCCGACUUUUGAUGGCGCCGGCAAACCCUCUCAAGUCAAACCAGGCCAAUUCGAUUUUCGCUCGGGACUGAAGCCCGUAAAGAAACUCGAAAAUCCGAUCUCACCGUCAAAUGAGGCCCAGAAAACCAGCUUUAAAGAGAAGGCUUCCCGACUUGCCAAGCAAGGACUCAGUGUUGACACGCGACCUCCUUGGAAGGGAGGUUCUGGGCGCCAUGCGAUAGUUGAUGCUCCGCAAGACAAGCCAGGGCAACCAAUACCACAACCUCGCCGGCCAGAGGAGAAACGUGCGAAGAGUCCAGGGCAUGAUCCGUUAAAUAGUGCCAUCUCUCCAAAAGUGCCAAAAGUGGCGUCCCCGCCUGAAACUCGACAAGUCACAGCCUCACCCACGGCCCAAGCGUAUCCCGGGAACGGCUUAAGUGACAUGUCAGGUCACAAUGCUAAUGCAGAACGGCAGGUCUACGGGUCGGUUCCUGCAGGCCCACCAUUGCAGCAUUACAGUUCUCCUAAUGCCUACCCUAGCCCACCCCCAGACCGCAAUGUUACUCCCGUAAAGGACUAUCCCUACUCACCGAACCCUACCGCAGACCAUUCUUCUGAUCAGCAUCCUGCUCUACGAGAGGUUAAUUCAACUCUUGAAAUAGACGCAAGCCAAAGGACACCACCUCGAAGACAACGAAAUAGUUCAUAUUCCAAAAAGAUUCAAGAGUCUCCAGGCCAAGAACCCGGUAGCCACUUUAGUUGGACCACUACAGCUACUUCGGUGUAUCAGCACAGCCCGCCACCAAGUCCGCCGCCUCCAAUGCCGACCAAGUAUGUAGACAAUGCCUCACCAUCGCCUAAUGAUAAAGCGUCCAUACUAGAUCGCGGUCACCCAACCCGACGUCUUGGUCUUGGAGACUCGCCCGCGACCCCAAUGAGCGGUCAACGAUUCAGUAUUGGAAGCACAACGCGGAAGCCCGUCGGAUCUGCGCCAGCUGUGCAGCCACCAUCGCCCGAACCAGAAGUCAUCAAACAGCAAUUCCCCUUGACGGAUUGGCGCACCGGUAGAGGAAACAAAACCGAGCGUUCAAAUUCCCUUGCGCCUUCUACGCAGAGCAGCGGUUCCUCACCCGUGGGGAAGUCGCUUCCCAAGACUCCACAAGAGCUUUCCUCCUCGGACCUCAUAGCGUCGAUACAAGCGCAACAAGAAGACCUGUCGCUGCAGCGCAGGAACAUUCAGCGCGUCAUUGCAGACUUGGAGAAACCGGAGGCCAGGAAUCCUAUAUAUAACAGCUUCAAGGUUAUCCGUGAGCGAGAAAAGCAGCUGGCAAGCCUGAGACUGGAGUUGGAUGACGUGAUAAGAAAGGACCAUGAGCUUGGUAUGCGACUACAUCGGGCGUGGAAGAGAAAGGAGCGCGACGAUCCGAAUACGCCUGGCUCGAUAUUUUGGGUGAGACGGGCAACUGCGGGCAUGUAAUGUUUUGGGUGUUUUUUUUGCUAAGUGUUUGAUUCAGGUCAAUACGUUGUCGACGAGUCGUUUGCGUUCCCACAAGGCAUGAAGAGACCGAAUAGGAUCAUGGUGGCUGCGUGAGAGCAACAACCGUUGCUGAGUCUCACUUUGACAUGCCCUGCGAUCCAAUUAGGUGGGCCAUGCCUCUCCCCCGUUCGAGUAUGCCCCCAAGCUGCUUUUGCUUUCAUCUUUGCGGUUCUGAAGUUUUUGAGCACUUUUGCGAGGAGUUGGAAGGAGACUAGCGCACGAUAUCCAAGGAGGCGAUUGAAGAGCGCAUUCGCAUAAACAAACUUUACAAAUCUGCUCUUUCAGCCAGCUUUUUAUUGUUUUAGUUACGUUGUCCAGGACAACAGUCUUUUCAGCUUAUUACUUCGUUUGUAAAAUGGCACGUACGUUGCUCGGCCAAUUCACGUGUCUCGAAAGUGUUUUCUCAUUUUGCCAAACCAGUUUGCUCAGCCCACCGUUGGUGUGCUAUCCUCAUCUAUGUGGAUUCCAAAUUGUUUCUG
Messenger RNA from Verruconis gallopava, 3007 nucleotides. RefSeq lists its product as hypothetical. The record is from RefSeq and is a predicted model, not a curated record. The coding region runs from base 483 to 2468 and encodes 661 amino acids. The transcript is spliced from 4 exons. Lineage: Eukaryota; Fungi; Ascomycota; Dothideomycetes; Venturiales; Sympoventuriaceae.